Messenger RNA from Chenopodium quinoa (quinoa), 1571 nucleotides. RefSeq names its product protein FAM133-like. Bases 290 to 1327 code for a protein of 345 amino acids. The transcript is spliced from 3 exons. The record is from RefSeq and is a predicted model, not a curated record. Lineage: Eukaryota; Viridiplantae; Streptophyta; Magnoliopsida; Caryophyllales; Amaranthaceae.
CAAAAAAGAAUAUUAACUCUGAAAUUCUCCUUUCUCUCUUUCCUGUAGAUCUCCCACCUCAUCCGUCUUCCUCUCUCUCUUCGUCGUCUCCUUUUCAGAUUCUGCUACUUUUUUUUUUUUUUUUUUUUUGAAGAGACAGAUUCUGCUACUUCUUGCACCAGGGUUUCCACCAUACCAAUUUCGGAUUCUGUUCGACAUCUGGGUCUUGAUCAAUCAAACUUCUUGCACAAGAUGUACUUCCUGCAUCUUCAUACCAAAAUGCAGUUUUUGAGCUGGUUUUUGAAUCCAAAUGGAUGCCAAGAAGUUCAUUCAGUUGGUCGAGGAGAAGAAGAAGCGAGUUAUGGAAAGGAAAGAAGCCCCUAUCAAAUGGCAGCAGAGACUAGAAGCUGCUGCGAAAGCAAGAGCCGAUGCCGAAGCCAGAGAAAGGAAGGCAAAAUUGGCAAAAAAGAAUAAAAGAAAAUCUGUAUCUGGUUAUGAGAGUGAGAGUGAAUCUGACAGCAGUCAUGGGGACAGAAAAUCCAGAAAAAGAUCUCAUAAGAAGCACAGAAAGCACUCCCAUUCUGAUUCUGGGGAUGAGAAGAGGGAGAAAAAAUCUAAGCAUAGGUCAAAGAGACGCUCUUCGGACUCAAAUGACAGCAGUGGUGAUUGUGAUAGCUCUGAUGAAGACAGAAGGAAACGGAAGCGUUCUCAGAGAAAGCACAGUCGGCAAUCUCGUAAUGGUUCAAGAUCCGAGGAUUCUAGUUCUGGUUACUCUUCUGGUGAAGAUGCUGCUGUGAGGAGAUCUCACAAGAGGCACCACAAACGCAACAAGAGGUCAGACGCUGAUUCUUCUGAUUACUCUGAAGAGGAAUGUCGGAGGAGAAGCCAUUCUAAGCACCACAAGCGUCAUCGUCGAUCCAGGUCCAAUGACUCAAAUUCCUCUAGUGAUGAUGACUCUCUGGAAAAGAGAAAUCACAGGAAGUUCCGCAAACAGCACAGAAGAUCACACAGUGUUGAUUCUUCGGAUUCUCAUGGCCACAAGCAUGAUAGGAGGAGCCGAUCACUAGGAAAAUCAUCUGAUGAUAACUGUGAUGAAGCUGCCAAACAUAGACACAAGAAAGGUGACAGUCACCAUCAUCACCAUCUCAAGCAUGUGAACCACAGCAGCGUGAAAGAACUUGCUGCUUCAGGUAGUCAUCCAUCUGAAGCAAAUGGAAAUUAUCUGCAGCACGGAGAUACUAUUACCAAUGACCAUUUGAAUGGAAACUGCUCAAAACAAGAUGUUGGCACAGUGGUGAAAGGACAGAUUGACCCUGAGAAUGGACACCUUGCUGACCUCAGCAAGUAAUUACGAAGGACUAAGUUUUUCGUUGAACUUGAUUGUCGUCUUGUUUUAGCAUUUUCUAUCAUUGUUAAGGGUUUCUGCGAGGAAGUCAUCUUUCUCUUGGUUCAGGAGCUAUCCUAACCUUUGCACAAGUAUUGACCUUGCUUUACAUUACCUAAUAUGGGUUCAUUGUUAAUUGUACAUCAACUUUAGUGUGUUUUGCUUUAUACCAGUUCAGUCAGUUGAUUUGAUGAAAUUGUUUUCUUUA